This is a messenger RNA of Phialemonium atrogriseum, 990 nucleotides long. RefSeq lists its product as uncharacterized. The transcript has 5 exons. Gene Ontology annotation, cellular component: nucleus. Lineage: Eukaryota; Fungi; Ascomycota; Sordariomycetes; Cephalothecales; Cephalothecaceae. Gene Ontology annotation, molecular function: mRNA binding. The record is from RefSeq and is a predicted model, not a curated record. Gene Ontology annotation, biological process: mRNA export from nucleus. Bases 93 to 815 code for a protein of 240 amino acids.
UUGUACCGAUUCGAAACCACACCGUCUCUCAUAACCACAUUCAUCAACCCGCCAACCUUAUUCACUUUAUCGCCGUCUACACAUCCGCCACCAUGUCUAGCAAGCUCAACCAGUCUCUCGAUGAGAUCCUCUCCACCCAGCGGCGUCGCCGCUCUGUGCGCCGCUCUUCCGGCCGACCCACAACCGCCCCUGUUGGCGGCAUCCAGAAGAGCACCAAGCCUGCGCGCAAUGCUUCAAAGCCCGCGCCUACCAAGAACGCCCGUGCAACUGGCGAGAGCAAGAUCAUGGUCAGCAACCUGCCCAAGGAUGUCUCCGAAGGCCAGAUCAAGGAAUACUUCCAGAAGUCAGUCGGCCAGGUGAAGAAAGUCGAGCUCUCCUACGGGCCGGGCGGUGUCAGUCGAGGCAAUGCCCACGUCACCUUCAUCCAUGCAGAUGGCGCGAGCAAAGCCUUUUCGACUUUGAACGGUCUCCUCAUCGACAAUAGACCUGUGAAGGUCGAGGUCGUUGUCGCCUCCGCCGACCUUAUCCCCCAGCCCAAGACCCUCGGUCAGCGGAUCUCCCAACCGAAGGUGCAGCCCAAAUCGGCCGCCAGCAAGCACGGCGCAAACGGCGCAAAGGCCGGUCCUGCCACCAAGACUGCCAAGAAGGGAGCUCCCCGUCGCGCACGUAACGCCCGUCCCUCCAAAAAGACGGCUGAGGAACUGGACUCUGAGAUGGCCGACUAUUUUGACGGCUCCGCCGCUAACACCGGGAAUGCUGAGGGCGCCGCUCCCGCCACUAACGGCGAUGCCCAGAUGGAGGAUGAGAUCUUGUAAAGCAGUUUCUUCAUGUCAGGAACCAUCCCCGGUGAUGUGAGCCGGAUACACGGGAUGGCGGUGCGGGCAGUGACAGGCAACCGGUUGCUCUUUUUCAUAUUUUUGUCUUCAGGUGGACCCUUGCAUAUCACAGGCUGUGGCUGAGAGGUGCAAUUUCGAAACUGGAAGGUUGAUU